Molecule: messenger RNA, 2592 nt
Organism: Ectocarpus siliculosus
Lineage: Eukaryota; Phaeophyceae; Ectocarpales; Ectocarpaceae
Source: the annotation of a GenBank genome assembly
AUGAAAGACCAUGUCAGGAUUCUGGUUUGCGGCGACGAUGGAGUUGGCAAGUCCACGUUCAUCGGUACACUCAUCGCGAGGAACUUCGCUCACGAGGUGCCGGCGGUGAUGUCUGACGUGCACAUACCUCCCGAGGAGAACGAUGACCAAGUAUUUUGCACCAUCACCGACUCUUCCGCCCUGCCUCGCGACAGGCAGCAGCUGGUGGAGAAAAUGCAGAGCGCGGAGUCUGUCCUUGUCCUGUACGACGUGCAGCGACCGGAGACGUUGACGCACCUCGACACGUUUUGGCUCCCCCUUAUCGAGGCGAACGCUGAGGAUGUGCCGGUGGUGAUCGUGCGCAACAAGAUGGACACUUUGGUUGCGGAGGGAGACCUGGGAGAGCAGCGGUCAGUCGACUUGGAGCGGCAGAUGGAACCACUAGAGAAGCGUUACAGGUGCUUCCACGUCUCUCUCGAGUGCAGCUCCGUUUCCGGGAUGGGAAUCAACCAAGCGUUUUACCACGGGAGGACCGCGGCGCUGUACCCCCGCGCACCCCUCUACAACGCCGAGGAGGGGAGGCUUUGCCCCCGUUUCGACCGCGCCAUGCGCCGACUGUUCCGCAUCCACGACGUGGACAGGGACGGCCUGCUCCGCAAUGACGAGCUGAACGCCUUCCAGUUCCACGCCUUCAGGCUGCUUCUCUCGGACAGUGACCUCGAAUCCCUGAGAAAAAUUCUGGGAAGACUGGCGUCCGAGGGGGGCGAGGACGUCGAGAAAUUCGUCCAGGAGGAGAGAGGAGGCAACCCCAAAGGUUUCACGGAGGCGGGGUUUUUGAGGCUGAUUCAGCUGUUCAUCGAUAAGAAGCAGAUGAAAGCCCCCUGGCAAGCGAUGAGCAGCCACCACUACGACGAGGAGCUUGUGCUGGUGGUACCUUCGGAGAUGACUGACCCUCCCCCGGGGAAAGCGAACGCACAGGACCAGGUGUUGUCGCCCCAGGCACAUAAGUUCUUGCUGGAGUUGUUCAAACAGUUUUCGGAGGAGCGGGAGGGAGGGGACGGUCUCGACGCAUCCCCCCCCAGGCUUUUGGCGGAGGAAGGUCAGGCGAAGGUCUUUAGCGUUAUUCCCGACCCGACCUGCGCUCCUUGGGACCCCCCCCGAUCACUGGGGGAGGAGGAGUCUUCGGAAGAGGAGGGUCAAGGCCAGGAAGAAGCAGGAGGAGGAGGAGCCGUUUUUUCCAUGCCGCCGUUCGCCAGGCUGGGGCGGGCGCCCGGGGCGGGCCGAGCGUUGACGGCGGAGGGCUGGAUAGCCCAUUGGCAAAUGCUGGCGCUGCAUAGCCCGGUCCUGCUUCGAUCACACCUCUUCUACGUCGGCUUCGGGGGGCACGCGGAGGAAAUGCUGGUGGACAAGAGCUCGCAGCUUACCUACAGAGCGGCGGCGACGACAGAAACAUCUCCGAGGCGAUCGGGGGCACGCGGACGGCAGCCCUCGGUGAUGGAGGUGUUCGUGCUGGGAAGCCGUGGGUGCGGGAAGAGCCGGCUGAUCAAGGGGCUCCGGCUGGGGGACGAUCUGAGGUCGAACCAGCAACCCUCAAGCGGGGGCAACGUCCCUCGUGCGUCGGCUACCGCUUCCGGUGGUCAAGCAUCCGAGCAAGGCCCGUCGGAAUCGGGUGUGGGUUUGGAUACGGAGGAAGGGGAAGAGGCGUCGCCAGAGGACGAAGCGUUCUUGGGGCCCGGGGGGGGGUCGGCCGGCGGCGGCGGCGGCGGCGGGGUGAGCGGAGGGGAGGAAGAUUGGGAGAUGGUGGCGGAAGCGGAGGUGCCGGAGACAUGCUGCGGUUUCGCAGUUCUGGCGGAUGCGGCUGGCUCGCCUUCGGCCGCAGGUUUUUCGGGGUCCUCCUCCUCCUCCUCGUCGUCGUACGGAUCGUCGCUGUCCGUGGCUGUCACCGAAGUGCCGGAAAGCUACACGGACACCUUUGUGGAGGAUCAGGCAUGGAGAUGCGACCUGGCGUUACUAGUGUUCGACCCUUCCUCCCGGGAAAGCAUAGACUUCAUCAUGCCUUUGCUGGCGGACAUCCCGCAGGGGGUGCCUAGGCUUCUCGUGUCUUGCGAAUCAUCACGCGGAGUUAACCCUUCUCUUGUCCGCAUCGCCCAACAAAAGUGCAAGGAGCUGGAGCUGUCGCCGGUUGUCGCGGUCAACCCCUGCACGGGUUUAGGUCUGGAAGGGGACGGACAGCUCAGACAGAAAAUCACGGGUCCUGUGUGCAAGGGGAUGCUGCCGUUCGAGGAGAGACACCGCAAGGCCGACCGCAACCGCAAGAUCUACAUCGCCGUUGCCGCCCUGGCCGUCGCCGCCGGACUCGUCUACGCCGUCUCCUCCUCCACCGAGCAGUCCGCUUCGGCAGCCGCAAAUCUCGCCGAUACCGGCGGCAGUGGGAGCCGGGGGGCGGGGUGGGAGUCGGGAGUCGGGGGCGCUCUACGCGCGCCCAUGCGCGCGGCGAAGCGCGCGGCGGCGGCGGCGGCGGACUACUGGAGGCGUUGGAGAUCGGGGAGAUCGGGGGGCGGGGGGGAGGUGUUGGGGGGUUACGUGGGGGCUGUAGGAGGUGGUAGCAUUUAA